GGAAAUUGCUUCUGAUUGUUCAAUGAGGAGAUGCUCUGUCCAAGAAUUAUGUGACUGCCGGAAGAUGUGUAAUCUUGAAAACCUACCAUGGUCAAAUAGGUUUUAUCAUACUCUGAAGUAGCUUAGUAUUGUUUGAUGUCGAAGGGCAUUCAGCAACUUUCGUAGCUUCGACCCAGAAGAUAAAAGAGAAAGAAGAAAAUCAACUAUAGAAGCGGACAGGGCGCCGGAACCUCUCUCUCUCUCCGUAAGUCGUAACCAUGGCUAUGGCUAUGCAAAGCGGGAUCGGCUUCUCCAAGAUUCUCAUCAUAGCUGGAGCUGGCUACACCAGUACCGUCCUCAUCAAGAACGGUAAACUUUCCGAUUUAAUUGGCGAGCUCCAGUUGUUGGUGAAGGGAUGGGAAAAAUCUGGCGAUCACAGUGAAGGUGAAGGUGAAUAUGCUGAUGCCAUUGCUGCUCAGGUGCGUCGAUUGGCAAAUGAAGUUCGGCAGUUAACAUCAAGCAGGCCAAUUACAGUACUCAAUGGGGGUUCUGGAGAAAGUAACUUAUCUUCACUUGUGGUUCCAGCAGCUGCAUUGGGUGUUGUGGGUUAUGGUUACAUGUGGUGGAAGGGAAUCUCAUUCUCAGAUCUUAUGUAUGUCACUAAACGUAGUAUGGAAAAAGCUGUUUCAGAUUUGACAAAAAAGCUGCAGCAUGCCUCAGAUGUCAUUGCUGAUGCUAAGAAGCAUUUGACACAGAGGAUCCAACAUUUGGAUGACAAAAUGCUCAAGCAGAAUGAAUUGGCACGGUCAAUUAAGGAUGAAGUUGCUGGGGUUCGAAGUACAAUUACUAAUUUCCAUGAUGACUUGGGAAUCUUGCAUUACACAGUGGGAUCAUUGGAUGAAAGAUUGGCUACACUAAGUGGCAUGCAGGAUGAUGCAAAUCAAGGUUUGGCGUACCUUAUCGACUUCGUACAUGGGAAAACCCGCAAACCACCUGAAUUCUUGCAGGAGCGGCUGAGGAUUUCUGCAAAAUCCCGUAGUGUUCUAACAUAUCAGGGAGCUCCAAGUCUGAUGGGACUCAAAGACAUUGCGGAAACAAUGCGUAGUGAUUUAGACAGGUCAGCCUCUGACGGUAUCUUAUCAGAUGGCAUGGAUAAGCUAGAGCAUCUGCGAAGGCCAUUGCUGAGGGCUGCUUCAACCAGGUGAUGAUGACAAAGUCUAGGUCACCUAACUUCUAAGCGGGCUUUCUUUCACUGCUUGGGUGUAAUCGAGCAGCAACUUAAGCUCACUCGCUGAUAUAUACUCCCUCUGAAUCUACAUAAUAUUGAUACUAGAUUAAGUUUUAUAUUCAAACUAGCGGAUGAAGUAAUAUAUUGUAAAUAAAGUUUUCUCUUGAAGCUCAUGUAUUGGUGCAGCCAAGAGCCUAUCGUAUUCCAGAUGUAUGUAAUUCGUGUCUUAACAUAGUAUGUUUUUCUAGGUUGUCAUUAUGGGUCGCUUUCUUCUAAUGUAUGAGCUGGAUGAUCACCAUCUUACUAUGAUAUAUCUGGAAAUGAAUUCUUGCAAUUCAAUAGGCAA
Arachis duranensis is the source of this 1553-nucleotide messenger RNA. RefSeq lists its product as uncharacterized. The record is from RefSeq and is a predicted model, not a curated record. NCBI's taxonomy places the organism in Eukaryota, Viridiplantae, Streptophyta, Magnoliopsida, Fabales, Fabaceae.